AGGCUGGUGGUGAUGGUGGUUGUUUGGUGUUGUGGGCUGUAGGUUUUCCAGUGGAGAGGGGAAUGGGGUUGCUGGGUUCUGGUGGCCGGUGGGCAGUGGGGAUGGGGUGGUCAGGGAAGGAGGGUGGGGUUGGGUUCUGUUUUUUUUUUUAAUCCAAUAAAUAAUUGGCACGUGUACAAUGUGGGGCCCACUAACGGUUUUUUGGAUGGAAAACGUUAAUGGGUAGUGUUAUCCAAACUUUUUCAAACUUACAGGUAGUUCUAAACAAAUAAAAAAAAGGGUAAUUGUUCACAAAUAACCCUAUUUUACGGGUAGUUCUACACAAUUUUCCCUCAUUUCUAUUUCACCCAAAAAAAAAAUCGUCAUUUGUAUGUAAUAUUAAAAAGCAUAUUCUCUCUCCUUCUCUCUCUCCUCCCUCUUGUGUCUGCAUCCAUCUCUCGUCCUUUUCAUCUCUCCUCUUCUCUUCUGUUUCAACGUAAUUAAUUGGUUAAUGCUUUCAGAUUCUUCUGACCCUCUUCUCUUUUCCCCUUCACUAACUUCCUCCUCCCAAUUUCCACCCAAAAUUCAGUACAAAUUUAGCAAUACCCACCAAUUUUUGAUCGCAAAUCAUGGAUCUGUGGUCUGUUCAUGUCAAAUACAGUAACCCAACUCCCAUUUUUGCUCGAAAUUCAUUUCUUGAUAAACCCACUUCCUUUAAUUUUGCCAAGAAUUCACCAUUUUCAGUUGAAGAUUGUGGGCGUUUAUUUGAUAUCAGUAUUAAUUCAAAGCGCAAGCAUUCUUUUUCUUAUGGGUAUAAUACUAGUUCUUCCUUCAUUGUUCAAGCUAAGGGGAAGAAGAAUUCUGAUAAUUUUUCAUCUUCUUCAGGAAAUGGUGACCAUUCAAAAUCAGGGGGCAAUGGUUCCAAAGGAAAUAAUUCUGAUGGGAAGAAAUCAAAUAACAAUGCAAAUCAAAGGCCUCAGCAAAUAAUCCAAGACUGGAGAGAGUUUAGAGCUACACUCUUUGCUCGUGAGCAGGCAGAAUCAGUUGACUCCAGCAGUCAUGGCCAUGAUGGAUCACAUACAGAAUCAAAACCAUUAGGCAUGAAGUGGGCCCAUCCUAUUUCAGUGCCAGAAGCAGGCUCCGUUCUUGUUGCCACAGAAAAGCUAGACGGUGUUCGUACUUUUGAGAGAACUGUGGUUCUCCUCCUCAGAUCUGGGACUCGACACCCUCAAGAAGGCCCCUUUGGAGUUGUAAUCAACCGCCCUCUUCAUAAAAAGAUUAAGCACAUGAAGCCCAAUAAUCUUGAAUUAGCCACCACCUUUGCUGAUUGUUCAUUGCAUUUUGGUGGGCCCCUUGAAGCAAGCAUGUUCCUGUUAAAAACAGGGGAAAAACCUAAGAUUCCUGGAUUUGAAGAGGUGAUCCCUGGCCUGUGUUUUGGUGCUAAAAAUAGUUUGGAUGAAGCAAUGGGAUUGGUGAAAAAAGGUGUGCUUAAGCCCCAUGACUUCCAAUUUUUUGUUGGAUAUGCUGGGUGGCAACUUGAUCAAUUGCGGGAAGAAAUUGAUUCUAAGUAUUGGCAUGUGGCUGCAUGCAGCACAAACUUGUUGUUCGGCAGUUCACUUGAUUCAUCAGAAGGUUUGUGGGAAGAGAUUUUACAAUUGAUGGGCGGUCAGUACUCAGAGCUCAGUCGAAAGCCUAAGCAAGAUCUGUAAUUGUACUUUCUUUACGGUGCAGGAACUUAUAUAGUUAGUAAUAAGCUUGUGGUGGAAUAUGAAUUAGUACGAAAGUUUGUAUGUUGAAGUGUUGAACUGAAUGUACAUAGAAGGUUGGAGAAUGCUUCAAAUAGUAGAUUGUGCUUUUCAGGUACUUGUAUGUAGUUAUACUGCAUCAUCUUUAAUGCCAACUGCAGAUUGGUGAAAAAUUUUAGACUCAUUAUCUAUAGAGAAAUUUUGCCCGAACCA
Chenopodium quinoa (quinoa) is the source of this 1937-nucleotide messenger RNA. RefSeq lists its product as uncharacterized. The record is from RefSeq and is a predicted model, not a curated record. The transcript is spliced from 3 exons. NCBI's taxonomy places the organism in Eukaryota, Viridiplantae, Streptophyta, Magnoliopsida, Caryophyllales, Amaranthaceae. Bases 609 to 1688 code for a protein of 359 amino acids.